CAUCGUCCGGUUUCCACCAAAGAGCAGCAACAUGAAGUAUUUGGCGUGUCUUUUGUUGGUAACAUCCGUCUUCGCCGAGGAAGCAGCCCCUAAACAAAAACGUGGGGUGAUUCAUGGAGGCGGUUUUGGAGGGGGAUAUGGCGGUGGACUUGGAGGAGGAAUUGGUGGUGGUCAUGGAGGACUCGGAGGUGGAUUUGGAGGAGUUGGCGGAGGAUUAGGGGGUGGUUUCGGAGGUGGAAUUGGUGGAGGAAUUGGAGGAGGAAUUGGGGGUGGUAUUGGGGGAGGAUUUGGGGGAGGAGCUGGAGGAAUUGGCGGAGGAGCGGGUGGAAUUGGCGGAGGAGCAGGAGGAGGAGGCGGUGGUGGAAGAAUUACUCACAUCACCUUAACCAGACAAAUUGAAAUUCCUCAACCAGUCCCAGUCCCAGUUCCAGUUGAACGUCGUAUCCCAGUACCAGUUCAAGUUCCAGUUCAAGUUCCGGUAGAUAGACCGUACCCAGUUCAAGUACCUCAACCAUACCCAGUUCAUGUUGAUCGUCCAGUACCAGUCCCAGUACACAGAACCGUACAAGUACCUGUACCACAUCCAGUUCAAGUCCCAGUCCCAGUACAAGUCCCAGUUCAUGUUCCACAACCUUACCCUGUUCAAGUACCUCGUCCAGUACCUGUUCCAGUACCAGAAACCGUUAUUGUUAGACAACCAGUUCCAGUUAUUGUUGGAGGAGGUGGUGCUGGAGCUGGUGGUGGAUUUGGAGGUGGAGUUGGAGGUGGAUUUGGCGGAGGAGCUGGUGGUGGAUUUGGAGGAGGAGCUGGAGGUGGAUUUGGAGGAGGAUUAGGAGGAGGAUUUGGUGGUGGAUUAGGAGGCGGAUUAGGAGGAGGUCAUGGUGGAUUAGGAGGAGGACUUGGAGGUGGAUUGGGAGGAGGACAUGGAGGUUUCGGAGCUGGCGGUGGACAUGGAUCCGGAUCUAGCUACGGAGUCCACAUCAGCCACCAUUAAAAAUGUGAUAUAUUUCCUUUAUAAGUUACCAAUUUAAGUCAUGCAUCGCGGACAAAGGAGGAAGGUAGCUGCGUAAAUCGCAGAUUGCCAACUUCCGCACGAAGACGCUAUUACUCACUGUUGGAUAACUUCAUCUAUCAACCGGAUACAACCAAAUAAAGCUUUGUCGUAUUUUAGUUUUUAGAGGCCGGGUUGAACGUGAAUUUGUUUAAUAGUAAAAAAAACAACCUUCUGCAAAAUUUUUUUAUAACUUGUAUGAAUAGAAAAGAAUAAAUAUUUUUCAAA
Messenger RNA from Onthophagus taurus, 1279 nucleotides. RefSeq lists its product as uncharacterized. The record is from RefSeq and is a predicted model, not a curated record. NCBI's taxonomy places the organism in Eukaryota, Metazoa, Arthropoda, Insecta, Coleoptera, Scarabaeidae.